AUGGCCGCUGCAUGCCUCUUUUGCGCCAACCCGGCGCCGACCGGCCGCACCAAGUGCACCUUCCAUCGCCACCGCGCCGUGUGCGUCGGGUCGCCCGGCUGCACCAACCAAGUGUACGCGCGGAUGCGCUGCGUGCGGCACGGCGGCAAGCGGCGCUGUCGCGUCGACGGCUGCGAGAGCUACGCUCGGAACCAGAACCUGUGCUUUCACCACGCCGCGUCCGUCUUGCCGCUUCGAGUCUGCGCCGUCGACGGCUGCGAGAAGCGCGCGCACGCCAAGAACAAGUGCUUGCCCCACAGCGGCGUCCGGCGCUGCCGCGCGGAGGGCUGUCUGCUCUACGCCCGCCAUGCCGGCUACUGCGCCCACCACCGCCAAGAGCCUGCUCCGCCAGCAAGCACACCUGCACUUCAUGAGGACGACAGCGGGUGGUUUGAAGACGUCUGGAGCCGCGUGCCGUACCCAGCGACCAAGCUCGAAUAA
Saprolegnia parasitica CBS 223.65 is the source of this 480-nucleotide messenger RNA. RefSeq lists its product as hypothetical. NCBI's taxonomy places the organism in Eukaryota, Oomycota, Saprolegniomycetes, Saprolegniales, Saprolegniaceae. The coding region runs from base 1 to 480 and encodes 159 amino acids. The transcript has a single exon. The record is from RefSeq and is a predicted model, not a curated record.